This is a messenger RNA of Durusdinium trenchii, 2037 nucleotides long. The record is from the annotation of a GenBank genome assembly. Lineage: Eukaryota; Dinophyceae; Suessiales; Symbiodiniaceae.
AUGCAUGUGCGCCUCACGCCGUGGGCACCCAGCGGUGCACUGCUGGCCGUGAGCGGGGCACUGCUGGCUGGACGACGGCGAGGAAGCUCGGUUCAAUGCAGCGAGACGUGCGGGACAAGCUUCAUGAGACCCGCGGGUCCGCGCGGCGCCGGGCGUGGAUUAGUCGUGAGCCGCGCCGUGCAGCCUGGGGAGAUCCUUCUCAAGGAGAGAGCCGUGUUGGACAGCACCUGCUCCUGGCAACUCAUCCAGCAGAUCUUCCCUCUCGUGGGCCCAGUCCACGCACAGCCCAUUUGGGCCUUGUGUGCCAACUGGGUCGAAGGUGGCGCGAGGUCGCUGGAGGACUUCUACCGAGGAGAAGCGCCGGGCGCGGGCGACAUGUACAGGCAGCACGCCAAAGAAAUGCGUGGAGCCAUGGACGUGCAACUGCAGAGCGUGGUGUCAGAAGACUCGUUCGCAGAGUUCUUGGAGAUCGUCCGCUUGGAUGCACACAUUGUGCGCGACAAAGGACAAACUGGUUUGGGCCUUUUCUUUUGGUUACACUUGGCCAACCAUAGCUGUUCACCGAAUGCUUUCUUCCAGACACAUAUGGAGCAGGGCCGCGCCUUUGCGGUUUUAAGGGCUUUGCGGCCGAUGGAGUUUGAGGAGGAGAUCUGCAUCUCUUACGUGGACGGUGUGCCACACUACUUCAGCCCCGAGCUGUGCGGCAGAAGGUGCUCGAGAACCGCUUUGGCUUUCGCUGCCGCUGUCCGCGCUGUGAAGACCACUCAUGAGACGCAGGAAGGAGGGGAAGCGAGCGGAGAAGCUCGCCGAGCGGAACGGCCCAAGCGGCGCCCAGACGACCGAGGAUGGGACGAACGGAACGUGUACGAGCAAAAGGCCUUCGCCGCGUCUCACCUUCGUGUGGAUCCCGGAAUGCAGCCCUGGGGCCUUCCGGCCGGCCGCCCAUCGAUUCUGUCGCCGGGCGGGCCAGUCGAGGAGGUCACACGGCAUGCGGACCGUGUUUCACCAGGCGGAGAGCGGAGACCGCAGCUGCCCGUGCAGCCCGCCCAGAGGUGCGUAGAAGACGCCCUGGUGGAGUAUGUCCCGCUCUCCGCAAGAGGUUUCAUCGCCUCCGUCGAAGAGCCGACCACGGCGCCGGCGAGCAGAGUCGAGGAAGUCUCUGGAUCCGAUUGGAGUCCGUUCUUGAUCCCCGGUGUGCUUCCAAGAGGACCCGAUCCGCGGGAGCUGAGUGCCAGCCGCCGUGCGUCCGUGGAUUCGCUGGGGGCACAGUUGACCAUUCUUGAUUCAUCUCCUGUUCCCGCAAGCCAUGACAUGGCCAUCACAGGGGAGCCUAGCUGGAGGGUCACCGCGAUCUGCGGCUCGGGCCAAGUGCUGGUGGGCGAGGAGUUUCACCCCGAGCUGGGAGACGUGGUGGCCUGUGUGGGUAAUGUGAUGCUGCUGAAACAUGGGCAGCAAGUGUUGCUCUGCAGAUACCCGGCGUAUGCCCAGAUGGUUCGUGUUCAAUACUUCUGCAAUCGCUUGAAAUCGCAAGGCGACUGCCAGCAGUUCUCCUCCGACUGGCAAGUGCCGCUUCGACAAGAAGAAGCCUUCAUGGACUCCUUGGCGUCCUUCUUAGACUGCCGGUUGGCCGCGGCGGCCAGGAGCUUGGUCCAGCCUGGAGUGACUUACUCUUCCUCUGGGCUGCAAUCGACCAGUCUGCACCUUUGGCAAGACGCUUGUCCACAAAGCUAUGUGGCUUCUUUGACGACUGCUGCCAACAUGUGGAAAGCCGUGAUCAAUGGCUACAGCGGCGGGCCCUUACUGGACCUGGUGCAGGUGAAUCGGUCUUUGCCUCCAAGCAACUUCGAGUUGGCGAUGAGCAACAUGUGCAUCGUGCCCGAGAAUAUGAAGUCCAGUGACGGGCAUUUGUUGGAGUUAGGUGCGUGGCUCGGCAGCUGCCCUGGUCGAAGCGACCGAGCGAAAGCCAUGUCCAGCACUGCCGGUCGCCCUCCCAGCCCCGCCACACCGCGAGCUCGCCUGGGAGGAACCUGCUCCUGA